This is a messenger RNA of Amphiprion ocellaris (clown anemonefish), 2457 nucleotides long. It is a transcript of the gene slc2a2, whose product is annotated as solute carrier family 2 member 2. Gene Ontology annotation, biological process: monosaccharide transmembrane transport. The record is from RefSeq and is a predicted model, not a curated record. Gene Ontology annotation, molecular function: hexose transmembrane transporter activity. The transcript has 12 exons. Gene Ontology annotation, cellular component: brush border; membrane. NCBI's taxonomy places the organism in Eukaryota, Metazoa, Chordata, Actinopteri, Pomacentridae. The coding region runs from base 100 to 1614 and encodes 504 amino acids.
UGUGCAUGCGUUUGUCGAUUACCGAGUGGACACAGUGUGAUCAGGCAUGCAGCUUCCAUUGAUCAUUACCAAACUCUUGGCUGACACUCUAGACCCAUCAUGGAGUCAGGGAAGCAGCUCACAGGUACACUGGCGCUGGCUGUGUUCACAGCAGCUCUUGGGUCCCUGCAGUAUGGCUACAGUAUUGGAGUCAUUAAUGCACCUCAGAAGAUCAUUGAAAGGCAUUAUGGCCGGUCCUUGGGGGUGUGGUCAGACAGAGCUGCUGACCUGUCAGAAAACAGCACAGACGAAUCUGAGAACAACGAUGCGGGAAAACACCCUUCCGUGGUCAUAUAUUGGUCAUUAUCGGUGGCAAUCUUCUCCAUUGGUGGGAUGCUUUCCUCCUUCCUGGUCGGAUUUGUGGGAGAUCUGAGAGGGAGGGUAAAAGGGAUGUUAAUGAUCAAUGUUCUGGCCAUAGCUGCUGGACUGCUGAUGGGUCUUUGCAGGAUGUGGAAGCCUCAUAUCAUGGUCAUUGCAGGCCGUGCUGUUAUGGGAUUUUACUGUGGUAUAUCAUCUGGGCUCGUACCUAUGUACGUUGGCGAGAUUGCACCCAGAGCUUACAGAGGGGCUCUGGGAACUAUACAUCAGCUCGGUGUUGUCAUCGGCAUCCUCAUCAGCCAGAUAGUAGGCCUGGACUUUGUACUUGGAAACGAUGACAUGUGGCCCCUGUUGCUUGGUCUGUCUGGCGCUCCGGCCAUAUUACAAUCCCUUCUGCUGCCACUGUGCCCUGAGAGCCCGCGGUACCUUUACAUCCUAAUGGGCAAGCACCAAGAGGCUCGAACAAGUUUGCAUCGUCUAAAGGGGGAAUAUGAUCCAACAGAGGAUCUGGAGGAGAUGAGGAGGGAGAAAGAGGAGGCAGACAAGGAGCAGAGGAUCUCUAUCUUAUCUCUGAUCGUCUCCUCUGUGUACAGACGGCAGCUGUUUGUUGCUCUCAUGAUGCACCUCUCCCAACAGUUUUCUGGCGUCAAUGCAAUCUUUUAUUACUCCACGGAUAUCUUCACUCGAGCUGGUGUCAGUCAACCGGUGUAUGCCACUAUAGGAGUUGGGGCCAUCAACACAGUCUUCACCCUAGUAUCUGUUGCACUCGUGGACAAAGCUGGCAGACGCACCCUGUGUAUGGCAGGUCUCGGAGGGAUGUGCUGCUGUGCUAUUGCCAUGACAGUGGGCCUCAAAUUCCAGAAUGAUUUCUCGUGGCUGAGUUAUGUCAGCAUGGCAGCUAUCUUCCUCUUUGUGAGUUUCUUUGAGAUUGGUCCUGGUCCUAUUCCAUGGUUCAUAGUGGCUGAACUGUUCAGCCAGGGUCCUCGGCCUGCAGCCAUCGCCCUCGCUGGCUGCUGUAACUGGACCAGCAACUUCAUCAUCGGCAUGACCUUUCCGUACAUACAGGCUUGGAUGGGUAGCUAUGUGUUUAUCCUGUUUGCUGUUUUGCUUCUGGGCUUCACAGUGUUUACUUAUCUUCGUGUCCCCGAGACCAAGGGCAAAACAUUUGAGGAGAUCGCGGCUGUCUUCCAAAAAGGACGUAAGAUCAACAAGGACAGUACUGAACUGCAGCAGCUCAAAUCAUCCUCAGACGCUUAAAGCAGCGGCUAUUUUCAUGUGUAGUCUCUUUGUUUGACAUGUAAAGUUGCAUCGGUCAGUAUUUCAAAAGUGUGCGUGCACAUUUAUCCGCUUACAUGGGGAAUUCGGGGUAAAGGAAGGAUUUUUACACAGGAAAAGAUUUUAUUUACAGUGUAAAUACACACAAAAACCAUCACAGCAGUGACCUGAAAUAUUGUGUUUCCGUUAAGGAUAAUAUUAAUAUGGAGUUAUGUUUACAUUUGAUAAAGCUAUCAACUUUUAUUGCAGUAGUAUGGUUUGCUUGUCGAAAGAAGCUCUAAUAAACAAAAUUCCAUAUUAUUUCUGUGUGAAAGGGGUAUAUUGUUGACCCUGCAGAGAAUUAUGACCCCACUCCGCUGUUCACCUAAGCUCUACUCAACUUUAAAGUGUCUCAAUUCCUGUUCAGUUUUCAUUCAGAUGUUUUCAGUACAUAAACUGUAAAACCUCAUUCUAUACUACCUUCUCAAAACCACAUAUAUGUUAUAUGUACAUACAUAUAUGUUAGCAACUGGCUGAUGAGUAUAUUGUAAUAUUUAAGUGCUAAAGAGAUAAAUAGAUAUUUCCUCAAGAAAAAAGCGGAGAACCAACAACAAAGCCAACUACAUUUUUGCAGGUUUUCUGUCACUGUUACUUUCACAGUUGUUUCUGCUUCCUCCUAGUGGUCAAAAUAGUAGGUUUAUUGCUGGAUUGUCACUGUAAAUGCAUUGAAAAGACACAAAACAAAUAAAAACCUUUAACUGUGGAAUUAAGGAGCAAGGAAAUAAAGCAGCAAUGAUGUUUGGAGAAACUUGAAGAGAAGAGACAAUAAAAUAUUACUUGAAGAAA